GGAGUUGGUGAUGGACAGGGAGGCCUGGUGUGCUGCGAUUCGUGGGGUCGCAACGAGUUGGACACGACUGAGCGACUGAACUGAACUGAACUGAACUGAACUGAGAGAAUAGUUCUUCACCUUAACUUAAAAACAAUGGGAAAAAUUACAGCCAGAGACACUGGAAGUAUCCAAGGUAUCCAAGUAGCAAUAUUUUGUUAUUUUAAAGACUUCCAGACAGAUCUCUACUCUGGUCAAAUAGGCAUUAAGAGGGCUGCAGCAAACUAUGUACAUGCUAUUCUUCUUGGCUUCACAUUUUUUUUUAAUGUAUUAGCUCUUUGGUUUAAUUCGAAUGGCACAGUCUUCAUAGAUGCAGGCCUUUUCUUCUUGGAGCUAGGCCUUACAAUGAUAAAAUAAAGGUCUUUGACAGCCUGACUAUUCCAUUAUUAAAUGUAACAUCCUUUCUGAAACAGAGAAACCCCCCAAAAGUCAUGUGAAAAGAGGGCAGAAUCAUAAAAAAUGUUGGGAACUCUUCAAACAAUAUUAUGAUCCAUAUGUUAUUCCUUAGAAAUUUCAGUUAGGAUAGUGCUAAGUGUGAGAAUUAUAUGACUUGGAAAAAUAGAGAAAACUGAGUGAACCAUUCAGACACAAAGAAGAAAUGUUGCCACAAAUAAUUGUUCAAUGUAAGCUUAUUUUCUUAGCCCAUGAAAUGAAAUUUCUGUUUGUUUAUGAGAACUGGCUAUUCUGUUGCCAGACUGGGCAGUGGCUGUCUGAAUGUUUCUGUAUGAAUGAAAAUCUCCUCUCCCAGGGGAAAAAAAGAUAAGAGCAUUUAGCAAAGCCUCUUAGGUUUCUGAAUAUUUCAGAAAUGGCAGUCAUUUGAUAUACUGAAAAUACCCACUUCCCAAAGAAGUAAAUCUAGAUUCUCUGACUACAUCUUACAUAACAAAACCUCUCUGGUUUUUGAUUUUGCAUAGUUUGUCUGGAGAAGGCAGGAAUAGCUGAAUGCUUCCUGGUUUCUUUAGCAUAACCCAGCCCACUUGCAACACAUGCCCAGAACUACCUCAUUAGCCACUGGGAUAUAAGCCAAAACAUAAGACUACAGUCAGUAUAAGGGGAAUUAUGGGCAAGAGAGCUCUACACCAACUUAAUACUGAAUCCACUACUUUUCCAAGAUCAGAAAAUAUUACACUAACAAGAGCUUUGACAUUGUAAACCACAGACGAUUUGGAGCCUGGCUUUGAAGGGAGGUGUUCUACAACAAUUUUUUUCUUGUUUAAAGAAGUUUAAUCUACAAGAGGUAAUCUGAAAAUGACGGGGGCAAAGAGAAAAAAGAAAAGCUUGCCCUGGAGCAAGAUGCGUAUCCCCCGUUGUGAAGACUUUAAACAGUGGUGUAGGUGGCGGCUGCCUAUUUUGGAGUGGGCGACGCAUUACAGUCUGAAAGAAAGCUUGCUUCCGGAUACUGUUUCUGGGAUGAUGCUGGCAGUUCAACAGGUAGCACAAGGGCUGGCCUUUGCUGUUCUGUCAUCCGUGCACCCAGUGUUCGGCUUGUACGGGUCUCUGUUUCCCGCCAUCAUUUACGCCAUAUUUGGAAUGGGGCGUCAUGUUGCCACAGGCACGUUUGCCUUGACAUCCUUAAUAUCCGCUAAUGCAGUGGAACGACUUGUCCCUCUGAGCAGUCAGAACCUCACCACACACAGCAACACAAGUGUCCUGGGAUUAUCUGACUUUGAGAUGCAAAGGAUCGGUGUUGCUGCAGCUGUUUCCUUUCUGGGUGGUGUGAUUCAGGUGGCCAUGUUUGUGCUGCAGCUGGGCAGUGCCACAUUCCUGAUCACAGAGCCUGUGGUCAGCGCAAUGACAACCGGGGCUGCCACCCAUGUCGUGACUUCACAAGCCAAGUAUCUCUUGGGAAUGAAAAUGCCAUAUAUAUCUGGACCACUUGGAUUCUUUUAUAUCUAUGCAUAUAUCUUUAAGAACAUCAAGUCUGUGCGACUGGAAGCCCUGCUCUUAUCCUUGCUAAGCAUUGUGGUGCUUGUACUGGUUAAAGAGCUGAAUGAACAGUUUAAGAGGAAAAUUAAAAUUGUUCUUCCUGUUGACUUAGUUUUGAUGAUUGCUGCAUCUUUUACUUGUUAUUGUACCAAUAUGGAAAACACAUACGGAUUAGAAGUAGUUGGUCAUAUUCCAAAAGGAAUUCCUCCACCUCGAGCUCCCCCAAUGAACAUCCUCUCUGCGGUCAUCACUGAAGCCUUUGGAGUGGCACUUGUAGGCUAUGUGGCCUCAUUGGCUCUUGCACAAGGAUCUGCCAAAAAAUUCAGAUAUUUAGUUGAUGACAACCAGGAAUUCCUGGCCCAUGGCCUCAGCAACGUGAUUGCUUCCUUCUUCUUCUGUAUACCAAGUGCGGCUGCCAUGGGAAGAACCGCUGGCCUGUACAGCACAGGAGCAAAGACACAGGUGGCUUGUCUAAUAUCUUGCAUUUUUGUCCUGAUAGUCAUCUAUACAAUAGGGCCUUUGCUUUACUGGCUGCCCAUGUGUGUUCUUGCAAGUAUUAUAGUUGUGGGACUGAAGGGAAUGCUAAUACAGUUUCGAGAUUUAAAAAAAUAUUGGAAUGUGGAUAAAAUUGACUGGGGCAUAUGGGUCAGUACAUACAUAUUUACAAUAUGUUUUGCUGCCAAUGUUGGGCUGCUGUUUGGUGUUGUGUGUACCACAGCUAUCGUGAUUGGUCGCUUCCCAAGAGCAAAGACUUUGAGUACAAAAAAUAUGAAGGAGAUGGAAUUUAAAGUGAAGACAGAAAUGGAUGAUGAAACCCUGCAGCGGGUGAAAAUUAUCUCAAUAAACAACCCGCUUGUUUUUCUGAAUGCAAAGAAGUUCCAUAAUGAUAUAAUGAACAUAAUCCAAAAAGAAAAUAUUGGAAACCAACCACUUGAUGAAAUCAGAAAGUAUGAACAAAGCACAUUGGUCAGUUCUCUGAGUGGCGUUUGCAAUGAAGAAGCUACCCAGCCCUGCCUGAAUCCAAAGUGUUCUUUAAUCCUGGAUUGCAGUGGAUUGACCUUUUCUGACUAUACUGGAGUCUCCAUGCUUGUUGAGGUUUACAUGGACUGUAAGAACAAGAGUGUGGAUGUGUAUUUGGUCCAUUGCACGGCUUCCUUGAUAAAAGCAAUGAAAUACUGUGGAAACCUAGAUUCAGAGAAGCCAAUUUUUUUUGAAUCAGUAUCUGCUGCGAUAAGUAACAUACAUUUAAAUAAGAAUUUGAGCAUACUCAGUGACCACAGUGAAAUCUGAGACUCCUUUGCUGCAGUACCAUUCCUUUAACAACUUCCCUGAAAAGGCCAUACUCAAGUGUUUUGCACAAACUUUUUUGUUGUGUAGAACCUACAAAUGACCUUUAUGACGAGUGUGUGACUUUGUAACUGCAUAACCUCUGCUCAAGGUUUGCCAACAAUUUUAUCUAAUCUUUGUCAGUAAGUAAAUUCACUUUGUAGGUUACUAUAUAGUUAUCUUAUGAAAAUCAGUAUGCAUUUAGUUUUAGUGUACUGAAAGAUAAACAUGAAUUUAUUUCCUUUUUUUAAUACCACAAUAUUUUGUGUUAAUUUAGUUUUGUUAUAAGUUGAUUUGUAAAAGUGAGAAGUACUUUGUCCUAUUAUAGGAGAUUUAGAACAUUUGCAAGUCAUUUGUAAAAAUGCAGGAUCAUAUGUAACUAAUACAAAGAAACAACUUAUCAAGUGUGCCAUUUUCCCCUACCAAAAAAGCCAUUAAGUAUCAAUAAGCCAUGAAAUAUUCAUGUAAUAUGAUACAAAACACAGAAAGUAAGUCAAGCAAAAACAAAUGACAAAUUGGAAACCAUUCUUCUUCAUAUCUUUCCAUGCAUGGAAGUCUUCAGGAAUGUUUUCACAUCACUUUUAUCCCAGUGAAAUCAGGUUCUUGACUUUGGUUUUGUUGCGACUAUUAAAAAUAUUUAGGAUCUUCAGACCUUAGCCUUAGUUUGCACAUCCCCACCCAUGAAAGUCUCUAUUUUCAGCUUAAGUUUUGUUGGAACUAGAAAAUGGGAAAGUUGCACAUUUUAUGUUUUUUUUUCACAAAUAUGAUUUAUAGAUGAGAAAGUAUCAACAGCAGAAUAACUUUGUGCUAUUUCCAAUACAGGAUUAGCUAUAGUAGUUUGAGACUUUCCUAUUUCAGAGAGAUAGUCAAUAUACUAUAAUACAUUUAUCUGUCUAAGAUAGAUCUCCAUAGAAGGCGUAAUUUUUUUCUUUUGUUAGAGAAGAGCUUAGAUAAAUGCUUAUCUGUAAACCCACUAAAUCAACAGGGUAAUUGACAAAGUAAAACCACAGGCCAGGCUGACUUGUGUAAGUUACUAUUUUCAUGUUUCUACAUAUAUUUUAAAUCACAUAUAGUUUUAUAUGUUUAUCUACCAAUUUGAUUUACCUAUGAAGAAAUACCACUUUCAAAAAUAGGUAUAGACACAUGCAUUAAUCUUAAGGCAUUUUAGCUGUUCUAGAAAUUACCAGUUGACAAAAAGCCAAGUACUUUGAAGUGAAUUUGAGAAAGAGUUUGCAAACAAAAUUAAAAGGCUUUAAUUUUAGGUCAUUUAGGUGUUUUUCUGGACAUCUGUAAGAGAAAAUGCUCAUAUCUGCCAAGUGAUUUAAUGGCCCCUAAAUGGCACCCCACUCCAGUACUCUUGCCUGGAAAAUCCCAUGGACGGAGGAGCCAGGUGGGCUGUAGUCCAUGGGGUCGCUGAGAGUCGGACAUGACUGAGCGACUUCCCUUUCACU
Messenger RNA from Bubalus bubalis (water buffalo), 4742 nucleotides. It is a transcript of the gene SLC26A7, whose product is annotated as solute carrier family 26 member 7. Gene Ontology annotation, cellular component: membrane. The transcript is spliced from 19 exons. The record is from RefSeq and is a predicted model, not a curated record. Bases 1288 to 3255 code for a protein of 655 amino acids. Gene Ontology annotation, biological process: transmembrane transport. Gene Ontology annotation, molecular function: bicarbonate transmembrane transporter activity; chloride transmembrane transporter activity; sulfate transmembrane transporter activity. Lineage: Eukaryota; Metazoa; Chordata; Mammalia; Artiodactyla; Bovidae.